AUCAGCUACACACACCUGGAUAUAUAAUAACAACUGCAUUGACGAACCUGCUUGAUAUUUCAAUCCUGUCUUGACAUCGUGAGUGCGUUGCCUCUCCGCGCGAGCUGCAUCUUCUUUCAGUCCCAUUGCUCCUUUUAAUCGGAGAAGCUACUAUAUAAGACUCGAUCUUGUCUUUCUCCUGCGCGCCACCAACACACGCGUCAAUGGAAACUUUGUCGUGUCCUGGCACGCGACAACGGAGUAUUGUUCGCGGCAUUUUCAGAUAGAUUUUCGUUGUUAUUGGACGCGAUUCAUCCGAGCUCGUGCAGUGCACAGGCGUUGAAGAAGUUUAAAUAUUUACGUGGUUAUUCGAUUCGAGUGCUCAUCAUGACGUGUGCUUGGAUUUUACUCACGAUCGUUUGCUUUUCCAUUUUGACGGUGUUGGGUCAAAGGACGCAUUUGGAUGCGCCUCAAAAUAUCAAACUUCUGCGAGCUUUUAGACAGUGGACCACAAAAGUUAUAGGACGAACAGGAAAAAAUGAGGAACUUUUAACACAUGCCAGAAAUCUAAAGCGCCUGCAAGAUUAUAUCAGUACACCAUUCCCAUGUGAUGUUUCGAAUGGUAGAUCUCCGAAAGUUCCUAAAACAGUUCACGAACUCAGACCCGGCGACAUCGACGUUAUCGGUGCAAUGGGCGAUUCUCUAACAGCCGGUAAUGGAGUAUUCGCGAGUAAUAUUUUGCACGUUCUAAUGGAAAAUCGAGGAGUCGUGGCAACAGGUGGAGGUCAAGGCAAUUGGAGAAAGUAUCUUACCCUUCCCAAUAUUUUGAAGGAAUUUAAUCCAAAUUUGAUUGGAUUCGCUACGUCCGACGCCUUUACUUACGAGAAAGCGUCCGAAUUCAAUGUCGCCGAAGGAGGAGCAAUGUCGCGCGAUAUACCUUACAUGGCUCAAGCUUUAAUCAAUCGAAUGAAAAGCGACCCUCGAGUUGAUUUGAAAAAGCAUUGGAAGAUGGUUUCCAUAAUGAUAGGCGCUAACGAUUUCUGCACCGACAUGUGCUACCUGCCAAAGGCUUCCGAUACACUGUACAAUCACAAAAAAGAUCUACUGCAAGCUCUCCGCUUACUAAAGAGCGAAAUGCCUAGGACCUUCGUCUCGGUGAUACCACCACCGCACCUACAGCUUCUGGUAGACAUGACCGGACGAUCGGCUUUUUGCGAGAUCACCGUCGACUUUGAGUGCUCGUGCUUGCUUGGUCUCACCUUCAGAGAUCGCAGACAAGCCUACUACGACAUAAUGGCGCAAUGGCAUAAGUUAGAGGAAGAAAUAGCUAUGUAUCCCGAAUUUCAAACGAACGAUUUUGCCGUAGUUAUUCAGCCAUUUACGACCAAUCUGACGUUUCCAGAAACUUCAGAUGGAAAGUCUGAUUUUAGUUAUUUAUCGAGCGACUGUUUUCACAUAAGUCAAAAAGGAAACGCAAGAGUUUCGAAUGCAUUGUGGAAUAACCUACUGCAAGCGGUGGGUGCUAAAUCUCGCAAUUGGAAAAAUACUUUCGAGGAAUUUCUUUGCCCAACUGAACGUAGGCCGUUCAUAGCAACGCCAAAAAAUUCAAAUAUCAAAAUAUAAAUAUUUUAAAGUUACUGAUUUGA
This is a messenger RNA of Trichogramma pretiosum, 1625 nucleotides long. Its product is annotated as phospholipase B1, membrane-associated-like. The record is from RefSeq and is a predicted model, not a curated record. Gene Ontology annotation, molecular function: glycerophospholipase activity. The transcript has 7 exons. The coding region runs from base 367 to 1602 and encodes 411 amino acids. Lineage: Eukaryota; Metazoa; Arthropoda; Insecta; Hymenoptera; Trichogrammatidae. Gene Ontology annotation, biological process: phospholipid metabolic process.